Molecule: messenger RNA, 2291 nt
Organism: Emiliania huxleyi CCMP1516
Lineage: Eukaryota; Haptophyta; Isochrysidales; Noelaerhabdaceae
Exons: 12
Coding region: 30-2291 (753 amino acids)
Source: RefSeq, a predicted model, not a curated record
CGGCUUGAUCAGAAAACGUGUGUUUGUCUAUGGACUCACGCGCUCGUGCCGUCGCAGCCAUCGCCCAGGGCGCGCGCCCGGCCGCCGUCGUCCCCGCCGGCGCCGCCGCCGCGACCGAGCUCUCGCGGCUCAAGAAACAGCUCCACGAGCUCGAGGAGAAGCGCGACAAUGUAAUCAAGAAGAGGAGGUCUCGGAGGGAGGCUCGGCCUCCGAGCUGCUGGGCUGCGUGCGGCCGCAGGGGCGGCGCGUGCCCGCAGUUCUGCGGCGAGGGAGGCGCCUGCUGCAAGCUUGCUUGGGUGAGCGAUGGGCGCGACCCGAAUGCCUGCCCGGCCGAGAUGGCGGAGUUUCGGUACCACACGUGCGUGGCGCAGAGCUUCGUCGGCGUGAACAAGGGAGACCCCGCGAUGACGGACUUUUCGAUCAGCUCGGCCGGCGUGCAUCUCGGCCGGACCAACCUCGUCCGAGAGCCCGGCUACACGCGGCCGACGAUGGACGACUAUUACGCAUUCGCCGACGGGACAUCCGCCCUGCCCGCCGCCAUCGAGCGGCACUUGAGCGACCGCGGGCGUGCGGGGAAAACGCCCUGGCCGGACGCGCAGCAGCAGGCGCCGAAGGUGCCCAAGGACCGGUGGCGGUGCAACCGCUCCUUCGCGGUGGGCAAGCGGGGCGUGAUGCGGCCGCUCUUCACGAGGCUGCGACUGUGCGAGCCAGAGACGCGCAGCACGGCGGUGCACGUCUGGUGGACUGAGACUAUGGAGCUCGAGACAAAGUUCUGGCCGCCUCGCCGGCCGGCCUCCCGUGCCGGCUUCCCAGAGGGCGGCAGCGGCGACUUCCCCGAGGGCGCGGAUCGCGCCAUCGUCAACUCGGCGCCCGGGCUGGCGCAGCUCGUCGGAGUGCCCGGGCUGGUGCAGCUCAUCGGAGUCAAGCCCGCGCUCGGCAGGCUGCAGGAGGUGUGCUACCGCAAGACGGGCUACUCGCGGCUCUCGCCGCCGGCCAACGCCGACGCCGAGCACUGUGGCUUCACGAAGCGCUCUUUCACGGUCGGCAAGGGGCAGCUCGAGGAAGUCGGCAAGGGGCAGCUCGAGAGCGUGGCAGCCGACUUCCGCUCGUACAACCUCAACACGAUGCGCCACUACCGCCCCUCCGGGGGCGGCGCGCUGAGGCACCGCCUCUGGAUCUGCAAGCCGCGCGGCGGCUUCAACUCGGAGCUCAGCUCGGAGGACACGACGCUCGCCUGGCUGACGAGGCGCGUGCCGGCGGGCGAGUAUGUCAUGCAGGACUUCGAGAUGAACCCGAUGACCUUCGCCGGGCACAAGUUCGACCUGCGAGUCUGGGCGGCGCCGUGUGCUCAGUGCAUCCCGAAGGUCAACAUGUGGCGUAUAUAUAUAUUAUGUUAUAUUAUAUUAUGUUAUAUUAUAGGCAUCCCGAAGCCGCGGACGUGUCGUACCUACUCCUUUAAGCACGCGAAGGACGGCUUCCGCUCGGCGCAUGUGAUCAAGACGUACGAGUGGUACAUCUACGCGAAGGGGCUCGACACGCGCUGGGUGGCCAAGGCUGACGACGACACGCUGUGGAACGUGCCGCUGCUGCUCGCCGAGCUUCGUCUGCUCACGGGGAAGCACGCGCACGCCUACCACGGAGUGAUGCGCUGGCGGUGGUACUCCACCGUCGACUCCGCAGUGUGCGGCGCCUUCGUGGAGCACGGCCCGCCGAAGCCGCCGCCGGCGGCGCGCGUGGCGACGUCGGUGGCGAAGUGCGGCGGCGGUGGCACGGCGGGCGGCGGCGUGCUCGGCCCGUUCGUGUACUCUGAUGGCUCGUUUGAGCUCCUCUCGACGCCGCUCGCGCGCGCCGCCUUCGCGCCGACGGCGCGCCGCUGGCACAGGCAGUUCCUCGGCAUGAGCAAGCGCGGCUCGACCGCCGAGGACCCGCUCGUCGGCGCGCUCGUCUACGAGGAGAGCGUGAGGCAGCAGCUGCCCACCGCCUUCUACGCGCUGCGCCCGUGGCGACACAACCGCUUCUGGGUCGACUUACGCGAGGCGCGCACGCUGCCCGACGCGACCACCCUGUCGGUGCACCGCGUGUACAACUCGAUGCUCGCAAAGGUGUCGGCGGCGCGCUUCGCCCUGCGCAAUGGCGCCAACGCGUCGUCGUACGUGCAGUACGAUUGCGGCAAGUGCUCAGAGUGGGGGUGGCAACAGGGCACCUCCAAAUUUGCGUGCUGCAUGAAGCGUCCAUGCCCGGUGUCGAGGGUGUGGCUAGCGCGGGGCUACUCAAUAGCAGAGCUGCUGUAA